This is a messenger RNA of Chara braunii, 1443 nucleotides long. NCBI's taxonomy places the organism in Eukaryota, Viridiplantae, Streptophyta, Charophyceae, Charales, Characeae. The record is from the annotation of a GenBank genome assembly.
GCAGAGCUUCAAUAGAAGGAGAACUAUUUCGGGACCAAGCGAAAUGUUUCUAACUAAUAUCCCGGGACGGGAUAGUUUUGGGGCAUAUGAAAAUGGCAGUUGUGGCUACAACAGAGCUAGUUGCGGAGAUGGAAGAGGCGGGGCACAUACGAAUGGAGAUGCGGUUGGCGGUGGAGGCGGUUAUGGUGCCGGUGGGAACGGUGGAGGUGGACUUGGUGGUGUGUGCUACAACUACGGGAAGCCGGGACAUUUCAUGCGGGAUUGUUGAUCACGUUCCGGAAACGGUGGAGGUGGACCUGGUGGUAGGCGACAUCGUGUCAUCUUUGAGGCUGGUUAAAAAGCAACUACAGCUGGGGACUCGACUGGAACUCUUGCAGAUAGUGAAGGCGAAGACGACUACCGAGAAGAAUAAAGCUUUCUUAGCGGGACUGCUUCGAAGGCCUAGGCCUAUCUCGCAGCUCUGCAUUUUUACAUCGAACAAGUUGAUAGGCUUGUAUCGUGCAACGGGCCUUUUCACCGAGAAGAAGACCAAACAACAUUUGCGUCUCAAGAUCGACAGAGCAUUACACGGGAAGACUGGCGUAAGCAUAAGGAGGCGUAUCAACAUCAAGGUGUCGUAUGCGUCUACCAUUAGGAAGAACGCCACCAGGAAGGUCGCCGAAGGUAUGGUGAACGAAAGGUUGUCUGACACAGUUGUGACCGACUUCGUAAAGACCCGCAUUCGGGUGAUCUGGACACGAAACAAAUCAGUGGGCGAGCUCAUAUGGAAUCGCAAGCGAUAUGCGACGGAUGCUGAAGUAAGGUGUUGUUGCGAUAGCUUCUCACUUCCAAAAAUUGCAGGCCAUGUACAGACGCGCUUCGCAGAGUUGCCGGAGGAACUGGUGCCUGGGUUCAUGCGAAAUGCUAAGAACAUCACGAGGCCGGGACGCAAGCCAUUCGUGGGCGGAACCUUCUUCAUCGGUAACAAGCCGUUGCAGUUACACUUUGUCCCAAACUGCAAGAACACGGACGCACUGUACGAGAAGGGUAAGCUGGUUUUCCAGACUAUGCAAGACUAUAGCUUGUAUUCAGACAAGGCAGUGAAGAAGGCGGCUAUCAGGAGAAUGUGGGACCAGACCACGUGUAAGAAGCUGGUUCUGGGCUCAAUUGCUUUCGCGAUCUGCGAGGCUAACCUCGGGGGCUAUGCCCCGGAGGUCUCUCUCGGUGCUCUGGCCAAAUUGGCCAAGGCUGCGCGCGAUGAGUAUCUGGACAAAAUGCUGGCUAUCUUCAGAUGUGCUGCAGCACUCGGAAGAAAGUACGACCCGGGGCGCUUGGUUGCCCCGGUAAGUUUUGAGCUCCAUAUGAGCACGAUUUUGGCAGCUUAGUUCGUUUAGUCUGUUUGUCUUUCGAAAUGUAGCAGACCCAGCUAGUGGGUAGUGGACUCGGUUCACAUGCUCCACGGGU